Molecule: messenger RNA, 3145 nt
Organism: Nycticebus coucang (slow loris)
Lineage: Eukaryota; Metazoa; Chordata; Mammalia; Primates; Lorisidae
Gene: CDV3
Product: CDV3 homolog
Exons: 5
Coding region: 86-874 (262 amino acids)
Cellular component (GO): cytoplasm
Source: RefSeq, a predicted model, not a curated record
AGAGCCGGCCUCGACCCCGAGCUCCGAGACCCGCGGGCAGAGCACGCCGCCGACCCCACCCAUCCGGGCCGAGGAGACCGCGGCAAUGGCCGAGACGGAGGAGCGGAGCCUAGACAACUUCUUUGCCAAGAGGGACAAGAAAAAGAAGAAGGAGCGGAGCAGCCGGGCGGCGAGCUCCGCGGGCGCAGCAGGGAGCGCCGGCGGGAGCAGCGGAGCCGCGGGCGCGGCGGGCGGCGCGGCGGGCGCGGGGCCCCGGUCGGGAGACGGCGGGACCGGGAGCGCGGGGGCCGCGAGCGCUGGGGCCGCGGGCCCAGGGGCGGCCACCAAGGCUGUGACGAAGGAAGAAGAUGAAUGGAAAGAAUUUGAGCAAAAAGAGGUUGAUUACAGUGGCCUCAGAGUUCAGGCAAUGCAAAUAAGUGAAAAAGAAGAAGAUGAUAAUGAAAAGAGAGAAGAUCCAGGUGAUAAUUGGGAAGAAGGUGGAGGAGGUGGUGGUGGUAUAGAGAAAUCUUCAGGUCCCUGGAAUAAAACAGCUCCGGUUCAGGCACCUCCUGCUCCAGUAAUUGUUACAGAAACCCCAGAACCGGCAAUGACUAGUGGUGUGUAUAGGCCUCCUGGGGCCAGGUUAACCACAACAAGAAAAACACCACAAGGACCACCAGAAAUAUACAGCGAUACGCAGUUCCCGUCCCUGCAGUCAACUGCCAAGCAUGUAGAAAGCCGGAAGGAUAAAGAAAUGGAGAAGAGCUUUGAAGUAGUAAGACACAAAAAUAGAGGUAGGGAUGAGGUUUCGAAAAACCAGGCACUUAAACUUCAGCUAGACAACCAGUAUGCUGUGCUUGAAAAUCAGAAAAGCAGCCACACACAGUACAAUUAAGGAAUGGUCUUUGCUAACCCUUCUAAGGUGUCUAGACCACAGAUCACUACCAUGAACAGCCAUUCAUCAUCUGAUCUCUGCUGGAUCCACAGCACCUGAUGCAGACCACUUGAUUUAAGUGACCAGCCCUGUUGCACUAUGGAAGUUUAAAGUGUCAGAACUGCUCUUUAUGUAUAUUGGAUUUAGGGGAAUUUUCAUUGUUAUAUAAAUGUGUGAACUAGAUUGUUCCACAGUGUUCUUUCAUAAUUACUCUGCAAAUACAAAAAAACAAAACCUGCAGCCAGUGGUCAUUUCAAAAUCUUUUUAUGUUCAGAUACUGAGCCUUCGUAAGGGUUGACUACCUCAGAUUUGCUGCACUCAUUGUGGACUUCAUGUGGAUCACAACUUCUGGAUAGAAGAAAGUUACAGCUGUUAGUUGAUGUGAACCUUGAAACCAGCUCUACUGGAUUCCUAACAGAAAUCCUGCAGAAAGUCAGCCAUCUGGGUUCUGAUCUGCUGUAAAAGAUGAAGAUUUAAGUGACCUUAAUUAACCUGUCCUGUGCCCCACCCUUGAGGAAUACUCUCUGUAGUAGGCUGUGGCUGUAUUAGACUUCCAGGAACACACCAGUCUCAAAAGAACUGAUGUGUUCAGAUCAUCUGUGUAGGGCUGUGAUUUGUAAUUUAAACUUUUAGUUGUGUUCUGAGGUAACCACAAAUUAUAUUCAACCAAACUUGGGUCCACCGAGUGGGAAAAGGGGUGGGGAAGAGAAUAAUCUUGUUUCUCUUAGGAAUUUUUUAUUUGGAUAGUGCUUUUACUUUGUUCCACAUUAAGGCCUUUUUUGCUUUGACUUGAAAUAAGUUCUUUGACAGAGCAUAUUGCUUGGUUAAGUAACCUGAAGUAUGCAUUAGAAUUGUGAACUGUCUUGUGAAUUUGCCAAUCCUGAGAGUAGAACCAAAUAGCCUUUGAUGUAAAGGGCAGUGGAUGCCAGAGGCUCUACUUCAGGUGCUGCUAAAGCCUCCUCUAAUCAGGUUGUGAUUAGUAAACUAUAGAGGGAAAGCGUGGUUUCCGCUCAGGCUAAGGGAUUCACUGACCUGUCCUUAUAAAUUCAAAGCAACGUAAGCAAAACCUCAGCUACGACCCAUGUAAGUUAAAGGGAUUGUGCAUGAUCUUUGAUAAGAAUUCCAUAUAUACUGUGUCCAAUUUUUGUUUUUGUUUUUUUUGCCCCUACAAGUGUGAUGUGCCCAAAUUUUUAAGGUAUUGGACAUUCUGUACAUGCAACGAUUGUCCCAGCUAGCUCUGUUAAUCAAUCUAUCGGUGUGUCUUUAUGUUGUUCAUUUGGAGUCAAGGUGAAAGGUGAUACAGCACUUCAUUUUUGAUAAUUACAGCUAAGCUGUCUAAUAGUUGUAGUCCUAAAAAGGGACUUGAAGCUACCAGGAUUAUAGAGAAAAGUUUCUUUCCACCUAAUGAGUUAGUCUGGCAGUUUCCUAGUUUUAAAAGUCUUGGAAGACAAAUAACUUCAGAAGAAAUAACUUCAUUCAGAGUGGUUAUGUGACGAUUUGAUGCAGUCUGGGCUGCUUCUCUAUGAUAAAUCCUUUUGCCAAAUGCAGGAGUUGCAGACGUGGUACUUGCAAGAGUGAAACAAAUGGGUGAGUCAAACUAUCCUGAUGGGGCAUUUUCCCGUAGGAGUUCCAUCUUGAUGAAAAGUGUCAGGGCAGGAAUUGGACUUCUGAGAGGGUUACAGUAUCUCCUGACAGGACCUGUCAGCCUGUCAGUAUUUGGGCAAUAAUGUUGGCAUUAUUUGAGGUGGCAGACAAGAUGCCUUCCUUCCAGUGUAUUUGGGAGAGUAACUGAGCCAGCCAAGGGGAGUUUGGAUGAUUAAACAAGAAAUGGGAUUCUUGGUUAAAAUGAAGAAUUCAAAAGCAUUAGCCCAUAAUCCCUUGGACCUUGAACCACAUGUUUUCCCUGAAAAGUAUGCAUUUUUUUCCAGCAAAAUUUCUUUGAGGGUUAUAUUAUUGAGGAAUGAACUGAGAGGAAUACAUGGAGGUGUUACCUGACGGCAUGCUGUACUAGAAACCUGGAGACCUGCAGCAGACUUAAAUUCCAACUCUUGGUAUAACUUUUUAAAAGAUUGUGAAAAUAUCAAAAUGUACAUGAAUCAAGUUUUAACAUACUGUGUGAUGGGUGGGUGAGGCUGUCCAUUGUACCAUUUCUUUCUUUGAAUUCUCAGGCAUGGUUUGGCAGUGCAAGAACUCUGUAACAUUAACAAAUUCAAUAAAAAAUAAAUAUAUGGA